UCUUUCUUGGAAGUGGUCGUUCCCACCCAGUGUAUGACAUUCGCAGGAGACCAGCACACAGGCAUGCUUUGUCCAGCUGUUCGUGCUGAAAAAGAAUAAAGCAGAUGCCAGCGAGGCUCGGCGAGGCGAUGGGAGGGAGCGCAGGUGAGCCGACGUGAGACAGCAGCGCUCACAUGGGAACUGUAUCGCUCUAUCCGAUCCGCGUUUUGACACUUUAAUGGACACGUCAGGAAACAGCAUGACUGCUGUACGAGGAGCGCACUCAAACAACGCGAGCCCCUCUCCAUCCAAAGAGAACGGACACACCGCUCAGCCCAGCCCCAACUUUCCCCAUCCCUCAGCGGGGAGCGAAUCCUACGACACCUCGGUGUAUUCCACCAGCGAGCUGACCCAAACCUGGGUCCACUUCGUCAAAACAUUCGUGCUCAUCUUUCCCAUUUAUGUCCUGGGUUAUUUCGAGUUCAGUUUCAGCUGGCUGCUGAUUGGACUUUUUAUCUUUUUCUGCUGGAGGAGAACCACAGGAGGGAAGCACACCCGGCUGAGCCACGCUCUGGCUUUCUUUGACCAAGAGGAACGAAGUGCCAACCAGGGGCUCACCACCUCUGAUUUACCACCAUGGGUCCAUUUCCCAGAUGUGGAGAGGGUGGAGUGGUUAAACAAGACGGUGAGACAGAUGUGGCCGUACAUCUGCCAGUUUGUGGAAAAGCUGUUCCGCGAGACGAUCGAGCCGGCGAUAAAGGAGUCCCACGCCCACCUCAGCACCUUCUGCUUCAGCAGGAUCGACAUGGGGGAUAAACCCCUCAGGAUCAACGGGGUCAAGGUUUAUACAGAAAACGUGGACAGAAGGCAGAUCAUCAUGGACCUGCAGAUCAGCUUCGUUGGGAACACUGAGAUCGAUGUGGACAUCAAACGCUACUACUGCAAAGCUGGAAUCAAGAGCAUCCAGAUCCACGGCGUGUUGAGGGUGGUGAUGGAGCCGUUGCUAGGGGACAUACCUCUGGUUGGAGCUCUGUCCCUGUUUUUCCUCAAGAAGCCACUUCUUGACAUAAACUGGACCGGCCUCACCAAUAUUCUAGACAUCCCUGGGCUCAACGGCUUCUCCAAUAAUCUGAUCCUGGACAUCAUCUACAAUUAUUUGGUUUUACCCAACCGAGUUACAAUCCCGUUGGUCGGAGAGGAGAAACUGGCCAAGCUACGCUUUCCGAUGCCGAAGGGAGUCCUAAGGAUUCACUUCCUGGAGGCCCAGGAUCUGGAAGGGAAGGACCAGUUUCUGGGAGGGCUGAUCAAGGGCAAGUCGGACCCUUAUGGUAUCCUGCAGGUCGGCACCCAGCUGUUCCAGAGCAAGACCAUUAAAGAGAGUCUUCAUCCCAAAUGGAAUGAGGUGUAUGAGGCUCUGGUCUAUGAGCCCUCUGGCCAACAUCUGGAAAUUGAGCUGUUUGAUGAAGAUCCAGACAAAGAUGACUUCCUUGGAAGCCUCAUGAUUGAUUUGACUGAGCUAUAUAAAGAGGAGAAGGUUGAUGAGUGGUUUGUACUAGAAGAAGCUCCUACUGGGAAACUUCACCUCAAACUGGAGUGGCUGUCUCUGUUCUCCACUCCUGAGAAGCUGGACCAGGUGCUGAGAAGUGUUCGCGCAGACAGAAGCCCGUUCGGUGACGGACUGUCGUCAGCUCUGCUGGUGGUCUAUCUGGACUGUGCUAAAAACCUGCCUGGCGUCUUCACAGGCAGCUUAGGCUGCGGCAACUUAAGCGAGAGGAGAGCAUCUGGCUUAAUCUUUUGUGAGAGCGAUACAUCCGAGUGUAGAACUAUUUUUAGCAACCUGUCAGACCUCCCCCAUGACGGGUUGAAGCAAGUCUCAGUCUUUAAGGCCUUGAAGUCAGCCAAGAAGAGCAGCAGUGAGCCCAGCCCUUAUGUCCAGUUCACAGUGGGCCAGAAAACACUAGAGAGUAAGGUCCGGUACAAGACCAGGGAACCUCUGUGGGAGGACUGUUUCCCAUUCCUCGUUCACAAUCCGAAGAGACAGGAGCUGGAGGUGGAGUUAAAAGAUGACAAGCACAAGUGCAUGCUGGGUAACUUGAGGGUGCCUCUGAGCAGCCUGCUGACGGAGGAGGACAUGACGCUGGUUCAGUGCUUUCCUUUGAAGAACUCGGGACCCAACUCCAUCAUCAAACUGAAGAUGGCCCUGAGGAUCCUGUCCUUAGAGAAGCAGGUGUCUUCAGACCUGCCCUCAUCAGUGCAGGUCAGGAAGUCCAGUGUCCCUCAGCCUGGUGCUGCUCCAUCUCUGAGCCUUUUUCCGUCGGAAUCCCCACCUCCUUCUGCCACUCCUCCGCAGCCCGUCCAUGCUUCCACGCUCACCCUCCAGGACCCAGACGGCGAGCCGUACUCGGCCAGCCCUCGCCGCAGCGUGUCCGACUUGAGCAGCUGCAUGUCCAACUCCCAGAAGCACCUGCCUCACAAAGAGUCCUCCCACAGCCUGGCCUCGGACAUCUCUCUGCCCACGGCCGGCCUGGAGCUGCAGCAACGACUUCGGCUGCUGCAGAAUGGCUCCGUCCCCGGUCAGUACCCGCUGGGUGAGAUCAAACUGACUAUCCGACACAGCUCCCAGAGGAACAAACUGGUGGUGGUGGUGCACGCCUGCCGUAACUUGAUAGCCUUCACCAAAGAUGGCUCCGAUCCCUUCAUCCGCCUUUAUUUGUUACCGGACAAGAGCCGGACGGGGAGGAGGAAGACGAACACGAUCAAGAGAACUCUGAACCCUACUUAUGAUCAAACGGUUGAGUUUAGCGUCUCAAUGGUGGAGCUCCACAGAAGAACUCUGGAUGUUGCUGUGAAGAAUGGAGGGAGCAUCCUGUCCAAACACAAAGGUCUUUUAGGAAAGGUGCUGGUAGAUUUAAGCAGCGAUGAUAUAUCGAAAGGUUUAACACAAUGGUAUGACUUAAGUGAAGAUGGUUUGUCAUCUCAAAGCUUUAGAAGAAGUCACGAGUCUCUCGUAACAUUGUGAAAACACCUUUUCUGAUCCAAAAUAACAACCUUGGACAACUGCUUUCUUCAUUUAUGUUGUUUAAUUUGCAAGUUUAAAUUCAGCAUGUGAGAACUUUUUUUGUUUUGAGUUCAUAUUUAUGAAUUGGAGACAUUGUUUUAUAAAGUGUUGAAACCUACUACCUGCCUUGUCUUUUCUUCAGUGUUUCAUGUAAAUCCAUCCAUCCAUCCAUCCAUUGUCUGGACCCGCUUUGUCCACGUAGUGUCGUUGGGGGGGGUGCCUAUCUCCAGCGGUCAAUGGGCAAUCAGGCGGGGUACACCCCGGACGGAGAGCCAGUCCAUCGCAGUGUUUCAUGUAAAUAUCAAUAUGUUAAUUUAUAAAUUGUAUAUAUAGUUUCAACAAGUUGCAGGGGUUUUCAUGGCAUUAUUUCCCUAAGGGAGGUUUUAUAGACACUUGUCCAAAUUAUUUUAACUAUUUAUUUUUAUGUUUCUAUUUACAAAAAAAAUUUACAAUUCUGGUUUUGGUGUUUGUGAAAACCAACCAAAUAAGCAGAAACAGUUGCAAAGUAGUUUUAAGUAGCAGGUUUUUUUGUAUGUCUAUAUAUUUUUUUCUGUUCUGCUGAGUGUGAUUUGAUUAUUUUUACCUCCUAUGCCAGUUUAAAAACAAGGAAUGCACAUAUGCAAAAUCUGACAUGUUCUCUCUUAGUUUUAGGAGAUUUGUACAAUUUUUGUGGUUCUGAGAAUCUUCUCAGACACUGAAUAGGGCAACAAAAAGUGUGUACCCUACAGAUGUGACAAUGGAUACUUGAAUAAGGGUUUGAUUGUCAAACCAAAUGUGAGUCAUGCAAACAAAGUGAAGUUUAAACAAAGAUAAAGGCUGCAUUUUAUUAUCAGGCUGACAGAAUAAUGAUGCAUCUGUUCUAUGUAUUUGUGCUUGUAUAUGUUUUGCCAUGCAAUGUAAUAGGUUGUUGGAACUUUUGAUAUAUUUUUUUCUUCACCUACCCUGUGCCUUAAAAACCCACGAUGUGAGUUUUUCUUAUUUUUUUUUUGUCAAAUGUUAUGAUUUUAAAUCACCUAAUGCAUCGGGAAUUUUGAUGAAUAAAUAGUUUUGUUUGGAAAAUUC
Messenger RNA from Nothobranchius furzeri (turquoise killifish), 4099 nucleotides. RefSeq names its product extended synaptotagmin-like protein 2b (gene esyt2b). Gene Ontology annotation, biological process: lipid transport. Gene Ontology annotation, molecular function: calcium ion binding; calcium-dependent phospholipid binding; phosphatidylinositol binding. Gene Ontology annotation, cellular component: endoplasmic reticulum membrane; extrinsic component of cytoplasmic side of plasma membrane. NCBI's taxonomy places the organism in Eukaryota, Metazoa, Chordata, Actinopteri, Cyprinodontiformes, Nothobranchiidae. The record is from RefSeq and is a predicted model, not a curated record.